This is a messenger RNA of Penicillium waksmanii, 777 nucleotides long. RefSeq lists its product as uncharacterized. NCBI's taxonomy places the organism in Eukaryota, Fungi, Ascomycota, Eurotiomycetes, Eurotiales, Aspergillaceae. The transcript has a single exon. Bases 1 to 777 code for a protein of 258 amino acids. The record is from RefSeq and is a predicted model, not a curated record.
AUGUCAGACGAGGACCCCAGUGAAUCCAAUGGCGUCAACCCAUGGCCCAUUUCGCCAGACUUUUGCCCAUACAAACCAUUCCCAUCACUCUCCGAUCUCGUUCGUCUCGAUCAAAUCACUCGAUUCCCACAGCUCAACCCUCAGGAGAUGAAAAUGUACCAGGAUCGGGCAACCGUGCUCUGGAACUUGAUCAACAACAGCAAAGAGGGCACCGAACCCUACAUUUAUGCCUUUACAGAGCUUCUGGGACUAUCGCUUCUUCUCUGGGAGGGGAUUAAGAAGUUUCAGAAAUACGAGUACGGAGUUUGGGUGCGGGCCAGAAAGCACGAAGCGGAGGAAAAAAGGCUGCACGAGCUGGGCAUUCAGAGGGGAAACGACUAUGGCAAUUCUAUGCGCAAGCUCGAAUAUGAACUCCUCGACUUCUCAAAGGAGUUGAGACUACAGGUAGACGCUUUCCAGCUCUAUCUCCCCGUUGGCAUGAAUGAAAAUGAGGCCGACCGCUGGAUCAUGGAGACACGACUGAAGUAUGGAAAUGCUAUCAGGGAGAAGAAGGCUAGCCAACAGUUGCUAGACAGGUUGGCUAUGGCAAGGGUCAAUCGUCAGAAAGCGGGAAGCGUUUUGAAACCGAAUGAGUUGAAGGAUUACGAGUCGAAGAUGAAAAAGGGGAAUGAUGGGUACAGCCAUGCGGUCAUGACCCUUUUCAACUUGAGGAUGCAGAGUGAGGAGGAUAAUAUGAAAAGAGGAACUCUUUGCAGUGGGCAGGUCUGGUUCGGCUAG